Messenger RNA from Anopheles stephensi (Asian malaria mosquito), 7478 nucleotides. RefSeq names its product probable sodium/potassium/calcium exchanger CG1090. Lineage: Eukaryota; Metazoa; Arthropoda; Insecta; Diptera; Culicidae. Gene Ontology annotation, molecular function: calcium channel activity; calcium, potassium:sodium antiporter activity. Gene Ontology annotation, biological process: calcium ion transmembrane transport; intracellular calcium ion homeostasis. The record is from RefSeq and is a predicted model, not a curated record. The transcript has 4 exons. Gene Ontology annotation, cellular component: membrane. The coding region runs from base 397 to 2352 and encodes 651 amino acids.
GUAGUCCAGUAGCGUUUGUGACUCGCGCUUACACACGCUCGGUCGGUCGCGUCGUGUCGUGUCGGGGCCGGUGAACAGUGAAGAGAGAGCGGUGGACAAUCUUUUCCUGUGCCCUGUGGGUUGCAGCAGUAGUAGGGUGCGUGCGUGUGUGUGUGUGUGCAGCCGUGACUGCCUGGUGUAUGUGUGUGGGCACGCGUUUGUAUGUGCAUCUCGGCGAGAGAUAAUAACAAAGGCCGUUGUGAAGGAAAGCGACGAAAGUCCGCUCGCUAUCUACCUACCGGAGCCCCAGCGGGUUAAAGGUAAAGGAUAAGAAAGGCGAACCCCUCAUCAUCAUCAUCAUCAUCAGUAGCACCAUCACGUUCUCGCACACCGGCAGCUAACCAUCCAAGACUUGCGAUGGCCAUCGGUAUGGCAGGGCGUCGGCAAACCCGGCGAGGUCGCUACUGGCACAUGGGCAUCGUAUUCCUGGUGUACUCCAGUUUCCACGCGUACUCGGCCUCGAUCGGUGGGGCCAGCGAAGAGAAGGGUGGCCUCGAUCUCGGCAACCUCGACCUGUCCAACAUUACACCGAACCCAGCAUUCUUCGCUACCUCUGCCUCGUCCUCAGGCGAAACGUCCGGCGAAACGGACACUACCGGCCCGGACGAGGUAGGUCCGACGGAGGAAACGAAACCGACGGAAGGCCGCGUACAUCAUACGCAUCCGACGUGGAGACCGAAGCGUGAAAACUGUACACCGCCGGCGAUCGAACAAUUCCCGCAGCCACUGAUGGGACCGAACGUGCGGAAGCAUGGUGGUCUGAUCAUACACGUGCUGGUAGCGAUCUUCACCUUCCUUGGGCUGGCAAUCGUGUGCGACGAUUACUUUGUGUCGAGUUUAGACAGAAUAUGCGAAGAACUCAAACUCUCACCCGAUGUUGCCGGUGCCACGUUUAUGGCGGCAGGCAGCUCAGCGCCCGAGUUGGCAACCGUCGUCAUUGGGGUGUUCUUCGCCAAGGACGAUAUCGGCAUUAGUGGCGUGAUUGGAUCGGCCGUGUUCAACAUCAUGUUCGUGAUAUCGGUGUGCGCCCUCUGCUCAGGCACCGUGCUCCAGCUGAACUGGUGGCCACUGGUACGAGAUUGCACCUUCUACACCAUCUCCAUACUGGUGAUGUUGAUCGUCAUCUUCAACGAUGUCAUCUCGUGGAUCGAAUCGCUGAUCAUGCUGCUGUUCUACGUCGUGUACUGUGUCGCGCUGCACUUUAACACUCCGCUCGAGAAGUGGGCCCACACCUGGAACCUGCCGAUCAAGCUCCCCACAAAGGAAGAACAGUCGGCACUGGUCACGUACAAGAACCUGCCCGAGACGACCUACACCCAGGGUCAGCAGCCAGGCCAAGAACAGCAGCAGCAGCAGCAACCACCAGCCGAUCAACCCCCGGCGGUUGAUCAGGGUUACUCAGCGUACAUGGAUCCAAACGCAAGCUGGGACCCAAAUGCGGCCUGGGGAGAACCGGCCCCGGCCGUAACGAACUCAUCGGUAGCAAACGUAAACGAUGCUUGGAACUCCGGUACCGGUCAGCAGAACUAUGCGUACGAAGAUCAGUACGGCCAGGACGGUCAGAAGACGCAGCAACAGCAGCAGACACAGGUCGUACAGCAGACGGCUGUAGCAGCACCGGCCGCAAGCGAAGACUACUACAAACCGAAGGAACCACGACCACAGGACUCGCACAACCCACUCGAAAAACCCGUCGACGGAGGUAUCCUGGCACAGGUGUCGUGGGCGAUCGUCUACCCAAUCCACUACACUGCCCGGUUAACCAUGCCGGACUGCAAGACGGAAAAGUAUAAAAACUGGUACCCCUUCACCUUCCUGAUCUCGAUGAUCUGGAUCUCGUUCUACUCGUACUUCAUGGUGUGGAUGAUCACGAUCAUCGGCUCGACCCUCGGCAUCCCUGAUACCGUCAUGGGACUAACGUUCGUGGCCGCGGGUGUGUCCGUCCCGGACGCGCUUAGUUCCAUCGCAGUGAUCAAGGAGGGGUACGGCGACAUGGCCGUCUCCAACGCCGUUGGGUCGAACGUGUUCGACAUACUCAUCUGUCUCGGGCUGCCGUGGUUCAUCCAGACCGCCAUCAUCAAGCCCGGCUCGCACGUGAACGUCAUCUCCAAGGGACUGACCUACUCGACGCUUUCGCUCCUGUCGACCGUGCUGUUCCUGCUGUUCGCUACGCACCUGAACGGCUGGAAGCUGGACAAGCGUCUCGGGAUCGUGCUGAUGUUCUGGUACCUGCUCUUCAUCACCGUCGCUUCCCUGUACGAGCUGAACUUUUUCGGUCAGCUCAAUCCACCCGAGUGUCCGAGUAUCUACUAAAGCGGGUACCAGCGGGCACCAAACACCAAACAAGUAUCGCCUACGUCCACCCCAUUAUUCUUCCGCACAUGUACUUCUUCCGCAGAACCACGACAGUAACACUUUCUCCCUUAUUACCAAAUAACGUUUGCUUAGCGUGGAAGGCAUCCAAUAUCUUCCAGCUAUUUCAUACAUUGCGUUUAGCGUCCGUUUCUAUAUCCAUUUUCUUUUUGUGUUUGAAGCAGGUAUGUUACGAUCGAGACAAUUGCCACAGCAAUGAUCGUCUUCGGGUUUUAGCGUAGACAUUUACAUACGAUUGUAUAGUUAGCCAAAAUGAUAUCAUCCUUAGUGACUGUGUGCCGGCCGGCAUUUUGUUAUGGUAACAGCGAUUGCUUUCUUAGUUUUAUUGCACAGUUGUGCCGAUGAUAGCGAGCUGAUAAAAAGCCACGUUAUAGCAUAAGAUGUUACGAUUAGCGUUGUUGGUUCUGUUCCUUAUUUUUUUGUUUGCAUCAUUUUACUUACUACACCGGCCAAUGUAGCAAUACUUGCACCACCAGGAUUUUAUUUCACUUCUUCAUACUGACCAGGAAGGAAGCUUUCCAAUUCCUGUUCCCCGCCCCAACAACAAAAUUUAAGCUCUAGGACCAAAAGGAUUAAAUGACAAGUAUUACCCUGUUCUCGCUCGCAACUCUGAAUAGCUAAUAUGUUAUCGUGAUCGUGAUCGCGAUCGCAGCAGUAUUCCGUUUUGCGCAGUAUCAAAUCCCAUCGAUCGUUUCCUUAGGACGUAGAAUUGUGCAUUCUACUGCAUCACACUUGCGAAAUUGAGAGAGGUAGAGGUGGCAUGAGCGCUCGAGCAGAUGUGUCGCGUAUUAGGUGUAAAUACACUAAUUCCCAUUCCCCGCCACUAACGAAUGCGAUCAAAAACAUGUAAAGAAAGGCAUUAUUAAGCAAGCAAACUUGUACGCUCUGUAUAAACACACAAGCACACCCACACACACUCAGCGUCAUGGCAAUAUUGAGCUGUUAAAAAAUCACAAAAGAAAAACACAAAAAAGAGUCAAAAAAGUUAAACCCACACCUAUAGCUAUGUCUAAACAGGAUCAAACCAAACACUCAUUAUGUCCUCGUUGUUGUUCCGUGUCUGUUUCGGUUUGGCAAAAAUUGUAGUGUAUCCGUGUACAACCACCACCAUCACUCAUCUGCUAACGCGUCGCAGAUCGCUUUAACUUGAUUGAGCUGCGCCUUAGUCAUUCCUUCAUCCGUAGAUGCUGUGAGGUCUACACUAACUCUAUUUAACGGUCCUAUUCCACUAUAAGAACGAAUAAGUAUUAGAGACAAUAUAUACAUACUUACAUAAAUAUACAUACAUAUAUAUUUAUCAUACAUCUAAAACAAAAGCCGUCACGGGUACCGAAAUUGCCGAGAGAGCGCGAGCUAGGGAAGAUGAAAACACGCCACAUAUACACCAAAACACGUGCAUCCAACUGUUACUGUUCUUCGUUAGGCGCCUAACAGCUGUCCAGGUCAGUUUUGAAUUAGAUUGGGUAGCUACAAAACGAACCGAACGACCGAAAACACCGUCGUCGUCAGGCAUAAGAGGAUAAGCUGACGCCAGACACUGUGUCAGACUAUGUAUGGGGCAAAUUAUGACUACGUUAAACGACCGUACCGGAAAGCGUUAUUUACAUACUAAAUUAAAGGUAUACAUAUAAAUAUAGGAUAAACAAUCGCUGGCGCCGAAAGGACAAUCCGGAGGACAGUAUCCGGCAAAUGGUACACCCCUUCACUCGCUGUCCUUUCAUGUACUUCCAGUUAUAUAAGGCAUGAUCCCAUGCCACUAUUUACUGCUGAUUGUUGCCCUGUUGUUGUGUCCCUUUUUGUUUAAUUGUCCCUUCCGAUAGGAAGUGAUCUACCGAAGUAUUCAGCUAAGGAUCUAAAAUCGGCUAUGGAAAUUGUUAAGUCACAGCUAUAGAUCACCAGCACUCGACAACACUCACAGACAGAAAGAUUGCGGGUCGACAAAUGCUAAGCGUGCAAAUCGUGCUUAUACAGCCUGUUCAUACAGUAUUAUACUGAUUUUAUUGUUGCAGAGUACCUAUAUCCACGGUUCAAGUAUAACGCUACAAAACGCACGAACUAAAGCAUUACUUCAAUGUGAGAGGCGUACCACUCUACAAGGCUCUGUUAAGUUGAGCUAUAAUGCUGAGCUGGGACUCCAUACGGUCCAUGAGGUGCGAAACCAGGGUUGCCAUAUGGUCUAUUUCUAUUAGUUCCUGUCUGGCAUGGAAAAUUUAGAUCUAAUGUACUGGUUUUCAUAUUUUAUAUAUAAUUUAAAGUUAACGAAGGAUUUUUUGCUUGGUUAUGAAAUUACAUAAAAAGAGGCAGGCUAAAACGAUACUAUUAGACAUCCAAGAAAGAGGGUUGAAUUUUCUUCUGCAGCUUUGGAAUUAACCUUCCUAGAUUAUCAGAGAAUAGGGCGAUUUUUUAACCAAUGUUCUAUUCACCAUGCUGAAAGUGGUGGAACUCGUUGAGUCAAACAUACAAAUUCUUCAACACCAUUUAGUCUCGAGUUAAUAACGAUGAAGAAAAGUAUAAAAAUGCUCUUGAAAUUAUUCUAGUCAAAGGAUAAUUUACCGACCGGAAAUAGGUAGUAAAGGAUUUAAAAUUAAAAGGCAUUUCAAACGUGCCGGGGGGGGAAUAAGAUCUUCCAAAGAUAGCAGACCUCGAGCAGAGCGGAAGUUGACCUUAUCACGACACUUGUUUUGUAAUGUUUAGUAUGUUUUUUGUAAGAUGAAGUUGUUUUGCUUAUAUUAACUUACAUUGCUUAUAUAACAGUAUGCAAACAAGAAAACAAAAAACAACUGGCAUAUUUUGGGUAUAACUUUGAGGAAAAGCGACACAUAGAAUGAAGUUAAUGGUGUAGCAACCGCUUACUCCAGUGUAAAACACGCUCGUAUAAAAGCAGUUCCAUCUAUUACACGUCAGUUAAACGUUUCGACGUUGGAAAAGGAAAACGAGGACUACCAGCUUAUGAUUAUCCUUUACCAAAAACCAUAAAUUCACCACCGAAAAGCAUACACAAAAAAGAGGGCAUAAAUUCACCACGAAGACCCUCGGAACGUAGAAACACCACUUACACAUACAAACGCAAGGAGGAGUAUAUACAUGUAGCUCCGCCCCUAGUUUUUCACCUUCUUUUUUUCCUCGUUAUCCCAUAUUCUUGUUCGCUUAUGUUACACACGAUUGAUGCACAUAAACUGCAAUGCAAUCAUAGAUGCAACAUUGCACCGACCGCACUCUCAGCUGCAAGCGCAUAUAAGUAUAGUUGAGCACACGCGGACACGAGGCGUAGGUCGUGUACCGUCGUUGGUACCUUGGGGAUCGACAUUGUCCGGUACCAACCACGAACAACGGUUAGUCUUCGUUCGGGACGCAAUCACCAUCGGUUGCCUUUCAAGUGUCCAUCUUAGCUGCUGCCUUAGCUUGGGAAAGGAAUCGUGUGUCGUGUUGUGUUGAGCGUGCCGAUGAUCCACGCCGGUCAGUGCUCAGCCGCACACGACGUUCACAGGCAGAAAGGAGACACGGAGGAUCAUACUAUCCUGACGAUGGGCUAACUGCCGUUCAUGGUUCAUCCACAUCACACGUUCAGUAGUAUGGGUAGUAGCACCAGCACCAGUAUUUUCAGCACCGUAGAAAAGUUCCGAUUGAAAUUAUCAAGCGACGUGUGCAGGUGAACGAGAAACUCAACAGAAUUGGUUAGAAUGUGCCCAACUCACCCAAUGGAUCGUUUUAUUUAGAACGUAGGACGAACACAAAAAACCUACAUUCUACACGCCAAUAUCAAGCAUGUAUGUUUCAGAUCGUGAGGAUCGGUCAGCGAUACAACCGCAGCCGCUGAACUCGGCCAAUACGUUAGCCAAAGUCUCUUACAAACCGCUUGUGUCACAGGCUGAAUGGAAACGGCCAUGGAGAGACAGCCACAUCACCGCGCACAUUAUUUCCAUCGUAUCGUCGUGGACUUACAGAUUUUAGCAUGACACCGUUCGAAACAACGAAUCUCUAAUGUCAAUUGAAUGCCUCCGUACUGCAAUACUGAAGUAAAACAGAGGGAGAGAGAGAGAGAGAUAGAGAGAGAGAGAGCGCAGCAAGUUAGUAGAAAAAGCAACUCUGAAAGCUUUGGAGAUCAACUCACCAAACAUCUGCCAGCUAGUUUACGGUCUACAUUUGUGUUUGCAAUAUUAGUUCUUCCCUGUCGCUACAACAUUCUUCCCACUCAGUUCCGGGAAAAGGGGACAUAACGUUACGUUUAGAUAAAAAAAAAGAUCGGACAAUUAGUAUCUAGUGGCAGCUAGCUAAACAUGUCAAUCAAUCAAUCAUUCAACUCACAGUAUAGAUGUAAACGUUUGAGAAGGUACUAGGCGGUGCGGAGGGACACUCGUGUUGCGUAUCACAGGACCCACAAAGAGGCCGACAUGCAAGGCGACUGCUCUAGAACAAAAAAAAACAUGAUCGAAUGCACAAUAAGCAACUAAUAACCCUGCGUUGACUUUCUCUCUUAGUAAAACAGAACAGCAAACAAGGUAUCGAAACCCAUCAACACCCGAUGUCUACCGUCUACCUAUAUAAAUAUAUUAGCUAACUCUCUAUCCAGUGUGGUGGGGCACUCAUAGAACUAUCAUUUCGCACACAAAACUUGCGCGGGCAAAUACUCUUAAUACUUUACGGAAGAAACGAGUUGAGGAACCCGAUAGCCAUGAAGAUCUUUGUAGAAAUUCAGUACCAACAAACAUCCUGCAGCAUGGUCGUACGUGAGAGGAUUUCUGUAAAAUCAUCUAUGUUACUGCAAGUCCCUUUCACUCCAAAUUGCUAAACACCGACCGUUGAACUAUUGAUGUCAGCACAUCAAAAACAACAAGAACAACAAGAAUAAAAACAACAACUAGAAUAUGGGUCGAAUCUCAGACCAUUCACCAGUUCACCAACGGAACGCAGGCAAUGGAUUCGACCGCUAUUGGACGUAUUUGGGGAAGUGAGGACAAAACUAUAAAAUUAUAAAACCAAAACAAGUCUAAAACCAAACAAACUGCUCAUGCUAUGAGAUGUUAAUUGUUGAAAAAGUUAAAUAAAAAUGUAAUGAUAAAAUCGAA